This is a messenger RNA of Phycomyces blakesleeanus NRRL 1555(-), 1389 nucleotides long. RefSeq names its product CCHC-type zinc finger transcription factor. The transcript has a single exon. Lineage: Eukaryota; Fungi; Mucoromycota; Mucoromycetes; Mucorales; Phycomycetaceae. Gene Ontology annotation, molecular function: zinc ion binding; nucleic acid binding. The coding region runs from base 1 to 1389 and encodes 462 amino acids. The record is from RefSeq and is a predicted model, not a curated record.
AUGAAAAAUGAUACAACAAAUGGACGACAAAAUCCGCCUGAUCCUAUGUAUAGUACGAUCAACAACCCACGGAUUUCACCUCAGCCUAGCCUUAAUGGCUCGCCCACCCAUCUACACACGGUCUCCCCCUCUGACAUCUCAUCGUCGACAUUGUCACAAUCUGCCAAACCCGUACCAAUUUUCGGCAAUUGGGCUCGUAUAGCCCGAGGAAAGCCAGUAACCAUUUUUGAUGAUGCUUCUGCAAAAGCAGAAUUAGCCCAGCAAAAGGCAAACCAAAUGUGGAUUUCGUCGAAUGAAGACAAUGCUGUUGUUUUUGACAUCACAGAUAGUGGCUUAGACGCUGCCCAGUUUUUUCAGGCCCUAAAGUCCCAGUACCCUAGCGUAGUAGGGGCCCUGGGUCAAGACCGUAGAGAUAGAAAUAUAGCAAUUGUUUCAUUUGACACUAUUGAAGAUGUGCCCAGGGCUUGUUCAGAGGGCGUUGUCGUUGGACACCAAACUCUCUUAGCCACCCCUACAUUUGGCGGGGAUAGCAACAUCCUUCGCGUACACCUUGAUAAGUUGCCUCUCCGCAGGGCAGAUAAAUUAGAGCCUCGAGUUCAAGAAGUCAUGGGCCUUUUCGGUCGAGUGAUUCAUAUUGGUCUUUAUAUGGACCCUCAGUUUCAAUUGUUUGGGGGCAAAGGCUUUGUCAUGUUGGACACUGCUCCAAAGGAAGGGAUUGAAUACAUUCCCCUAACACACAAGAUUGACUUUCGUGGGGAACGAGAGAUUUAUGCCAAGUGGCAGAACAUGCCUGUGGCAUGCAAUUAUUGUCAUGGAGAGGGCCAUAGGAAAGCAAACUGUGAGAAGAGGACGAAGAGCCCUCGCCUGUGCUAUGGUUGUAAAAAGCCAGGCCACAUUCGGGCACAAUGUCCUGAUGAAACAAUUGAGAAGGAACGUAAGCGUCAACGCCAAGAAGAUCCUCAAGUUAUCUCACCAGAGAAUGGAGGUAACAACCGCCAGCUUGAAAAAGAACUGGCCCGUCUAGUCAGAGAAAAUGCGAAGAUGCAAGAGGCACUUGUGCAAAGUGAAAAUGCACUUGAGGACAAGAUUGCCCUCGUUGAAGAACAACAAUGUCGUCUCGAAGGUAUAACUGAGAGUAGCGAAAUUACAGUCGGACCGACUACAGAAGCACAAGGAGGAAUAGCAGGUGAUGAAGACACCAUAAUGACUAAUGAAGCUAUGGCCAACCCACCCAAGGCGACUGGCCGGAAGUCCCGACUGAGAAAUGAUGUUGACCCCACUCUCAUCAUUAAUGGUAAAAGAAACCGAAACAACAAACCCACCCAAGGACUCUUCCCAGAUCCUUCAACUGUCCACAAGACCAUCGUCGCUGAUGGUUCAGGGCAGUAA